Thlaspi arvense is the source of this 936-nucleotide messenger RNA. Lineage: Eukaryota; Viridiplantae; Streptophyta; Magnoliopsida; Brassicales; Brassicaceae. The record is from the annotation of a GenBank genome assembly.
AUGACAAGUGUCAAAGUGAGCAAUGUUUCUCUAGGAGCAACCGAGCGAGACCUCAAGGAGUUUUUUUCCUUUUCCGGCGAUAUUCUCUACCUUGAGACUCAGAGCGAGACAGAACGGUCUAAGCUGGCUUAUGUCACUUUCAAGGAUCUCCAAGGAGCUGAAACUGCUGUUCUUCUCUCGGGAGCAACCAUUGUUGAUUCUUCAGUCAUUGUCACUAUGGCCCCGGAUUACGAACUAUCUCCUGAGGCUUUAGCUUCCUUGGAACCCAAGGACAGCACCAAAUCUCCCAGGGCAGGUGACUCUGUGUUGAGAAAAGCCGAAGAUGUUGUGAGCAGCAUGCUUGCAAAGGGGUUCAUACUGGGGAAAGAUGCCAUAGCCAAAGCCAAGAGCGUAGACGAGAAGCACCAGCUAACAUCCACGGCAUCAGCCAAAGUCGCGUCCCUCGACAAGAAAAUCGGCUUCACGGAUAAGAUCAACACCGGAACGAUCGUGGUGGGAGAAAAAGUCAGGGAGGUUGAUCAGAAGUACCAAGUCUCGGAGAAAACCAAAUCAGCAAUCGCUGCAGCGGAGCAGACGGUGAGCAAUGCAAGCUCGGCUAUAAUGAAGAACAGGUAUGUUCUCACAGGUGCCACUUGGGUCACAGGAGCUUACAACAAAGUGGCUAAAGCUGCGGAAGAAGUUGGACAAAAGGCGAAAGAGAAAGUUGGUAUGGCUGAGGAAGAGGACAAGAGGAAAGUGGUUGAUGAGUUUGCUAGAGUUCACUUGUCUGAAUCACCAAAGGCUGCUGCGUCAACAAAGCAAGAAGAUGACCAUGAAUCGACGAAACCCUCUGAAUCUCCUGAAGCAAAGAAAGAAUCUGAACAUCAUGAGCCUCAGCCGCAGCCACAGCCGCAGCAGCAACAAUCUCCUCCACCUGUGGCUCCGCCUCAGCCUUGA